Molecule: messenger RNA, 1038 nt
Organism: Cajanus cajan (pigeon pea)
Lineage: Eukaryota; Viridiplantae; Streptophyta; Magnoliopsida; Fabales; Fabaceae
Product: putative calcium-binding protein CML13
Cellular component (GO): myosin II complex
Molecular function (GO): calcium ion binding
Source: RefSeq, a predicted model, not a curated record
AUUCAUAUAUUUAAGUUUUACGAUUUCAACGGCAGUAGGCACCCUCAACCUUUGAAAGGUCAUUAUUAUUUACGAGACACAUGUGAGUAAAAAAAACCCAAGUGAACCAAACCAUUUUUGAAAGAACCCGAACCGGACUGUUAGAAUGCAAUUGGGUGCACUGAAAAAACUGAAACCCCAAUCCGUUUCAUUUUCAUAGAGAAAGAAAUUUCUGCCUCUAACCGUGUUUCGUUAAAUUCCUCAGAAGCAAAGCAGACUUUGAACUAUCAGCAAGCCAGGAAAGGGAAAUUUCGGAACUUUGUUUCAAUUGUGGUCGUUUCGGUGCCCUAUCUCAGACUACAAUGUCAUCUUUAUACAGAGGGGAAUCCAGGAGGUUCAACAACAAACAAAGAGGACGCCAUCAUUUGACAACGCAGAAGAAGCAGGAGAUCAGGGAAGCCUUUGAAUUAUUUGAUACCGAUGGCUCAGGUACUAUUGAUGCCAAGGAGCUGAAUGUUGCCAUGAGGGCCCUUGGAUUUGAGAUGACAGAAGAGCAAAUUAAUCAAAUGAUAGCAGAUGUGGACAAGGAUGGAAGUGGAGCAAUUGAUUAUGACGAAUUUGAGUACAUGAUGACAGCCAAAAUAGGAGAAAGGGACACAAAAGAGGAGCUCAUGAAAGCUUUCCAUAUUAUUGAUCAUGAUAAAAAUGGAAAGAUAUCUGCAUCAGACAUCAAGCGCAUUGCAAAAGAGCUAGGUCAAAAUUUCACUGACAGAGAGAUUCAGGAGAUGGUUGAUGAAGCAGAUCAAGAUAAUGAUCGAGAGGUUAGUGCAGAGGAGUUCAUCACGAUGAUGAACAGAACUAACUUCCAUCACUAGUCUUAUGACCUUGUCUAUGUGGGGUAGUUGUUAUCUUUGUUUGGCCGCACUACUAGUACAUUAAAUAUAUAUUAAAAAAAACGAAGCUAUAUACUCUUGUUAUUGUACAAGACUAAAAGUUGUAUGAAUAAUUUCAAUUCUAUUAUUGCGUAUUGCCUAUGAAUAAUAAUGAUGUUUGCACAUA